Molecule: messenger RNA, 2871 nt
Organism: Homalodisca vitripennis (glassy-winged sharpshooter)
Lineage: Eukaryota; Metazoa; Arthropoda; Insecta; Hemiptera; Cicadellidae
Gene: eIF3c
Product: eukaryotic translation initiation factor 3 subunit C
Exons: 18
Coding region: 144-2810 (888 amino acids)
Biological process (GO): translational initiation
Cellular component (GO): eukaryotic translation initiation factor 3 complex
Molecular function (GO): translation initiation factor activity; translation initiation factor binding; RNA binding
Source: RefSeq, a predicted model, not a curated record
AUGUCUUCUGUGCUGUAUGUUUCUCUGUUGGUGUUGGGUGGUAAACUUGUUCUUCGGUACCGCAAGUCCGCAUUGAUUGGUGGCCAAGUGGUGAAAUCGUGUGAAUUGUGAUAGCAGUUUGAGGUCCAAAAGAAAACUUCAACAUGAGUCGUUUUUUUGCUACUGGCUCUGAUUCAGAAUCAGAAAGUUCGUCAGAGGAGGAGCAGGUUAUUCGCCAGCCUACCACAGCAUUCACGUUCAGUGAUGAAGAGGAAGAUACAAAACGUGUUGUUCGUUCUGCAAAGGAGAAACGCUAUGAGGAUCUUAGAAACACUAUCAAACAGCUUAGAAAUUAUAAAAAAAUCAAGGACAUGAGCAGCAUGUUAAGUAGUUUUGAGGAUCUGACUAGAGCGUACUCCAAGGCACUACCUGUGAUAACCAAAGAGGACAAUGGUGUCACUCCCAAGUUCUAUCUUAAUUGUUUGGUGGAGUUGGAGGAUUUCAUCAGUGAAGUCUGGGAGGACAGAGAGGGAAGGAAGAACAUGUCAAAAAAUAACUCUAAAUCUCUUGCGUCUCUUCGCCAGAAACUGCGCAAAUACAAUAAAGACUUCGAAGAAGAAAUAACUAAGUUCCGAGAAAAUCCUGAUGUGGUUGAUGAAGAUGAAGAUCAACCAAGAGAUCAAGACAAUGAUUCUGAUGCUGACUCUCCUGGACCUACCGCCUUCAAGAAAGCUGGGUCCGAGUCAAGUGCCCCUGAUAGUAAGGCAAUCAAGGGAGCCAGUGCAGCUGCUGGAGAUGACGAUGAAGGAAGUGACGACUCUAUAGACUGGGGCAGUGACUCGCAGAGCAGUUCUGAGAGUAGUGACGAUGAGACUCAGUACACCAGCAUUCGGGAACGCUUUCUGAAAAAGAAUACUGACAGAGAGGAAGAAGAGAAGAAAGAAAAGAAAAAGGAGCGUAAAGAGAAAGAACGAAGCAAGAAGUUGCGCCAAGAGAAUGAAGAUGAUGGUGAAGGAACAUGGGAGACUGUUAAAGGCGGAGUUGCUAUUCCAUCGGAGAAGCCAAAGAUGUUUGCCAAGGAUGCAGAGAUUGACAUAAACGUGGUGGUGAAGAAACUGAGUGAGAUCGUGGCAGCGCGCGGCAAGAAACGCACGGACAGGCGUGAGCAGAUAGAGUUACUGCACGAGCUGCAGGCUGUGGCUGACCAGCACCACCUCGGGCUGGCCAUCGCCAUCAAGAUCAAGCUUGCCAUCGUGUCUUCCAUCUUCGACUACAAUCCUAAGGUGUCUGAUGCCAUGAAACCGGAGUAUUGGGCCAAGUUACUGGAGAGGAUCUCGGAGUGUCUGGACAUGUUGUUGGCGUCCACUGACAUCACAAUCGGUGAGAACAUCACAGAGGAGGGGGAGAAGCUCGACAGCCCCCCCUACAAGCUGAGAGGCUGUGUACUCACCGUGCUGGAGAGACUGGACGAGGAGUUCACCAAGCUCCUCAAGGAAUGUGAUCCCCACAGUAAUGAGUAUGUUCAGAGACUGUCUGAUGAAAAACGUGUUUCAAAAAUUAUCGACAAAGUCCAAGAGUUUUUGGAACGCCAAGGCAACCCGUCUGAACUGUGUCGGAUCUACCUGCGCAAAAUUGAACAUCUUUACUACAAAUUUGAUCCUCAAGUCCUAAAGCAGAAGAAGGGUGAGUUGCCGUCUGACGCAGUGACCAGUGUGCAAGUGAUGGACCGAUUGUGCAAAUACGUGUACGACCGUGACACUACUGACCGGUUACGUACCCGAGCCAUACUGUCCCACGUGUACCACCACGCCCUGCACGACAACUGGUUCCAGGCCCGUGACCUCAUCCUCAUGUCUCAUCUUCAGGAGACCAUCCAACACUCGGACCCCUCCACACAGAUUUUGUACAACAGGACUAUGGCUCACCUGGGCUUGUGCGCAUUCAGACACGCCAACAUCAAGGACGCACACAACUGCCUCGUGGAUCUGAUGAUGACUGGCAAAGUGAAAGAACUGCUCGCUCAGGGUCUUCUGCCGCAGCGACAACAUGAGCGAAGCAAGGAGCAAGAGAAAGUGGAGAAGCAGAGACAGAUGCCCUUCCAUAUGCACAUCAACUUGGAACUUUUAGAGUGCGUUUACUUGGUCUCUGCCAUGCUGAUUGAAAUCCCUUACAUGGCAGCCCAUGAAUUUGACGCUCGUCGAAGGAUGAUUUCCAAGACAUUUUACCAGCAGCUGCGUAGCAGUGAGAGACAGUCGCUAGUCGGGCCGCCGGAGAGUAUGAGAGAGCACGUGGUCGCCGCUAGCAAAGCCAUGAGGAACGGCAACUGGUCCGUGUGUAAGGACUACAUCAUCAAUGAUAAAAUGAAUGCUAAGGUUUGGGAUUUGUUCUACGAGAGUGAUAAGGUGAGAGGAAUGCUGACCCGUCUCAUCAAAGAAGAAUCCCUGCGCACUUACCUGUUCACUUACUCUCACGUGUACGCGUCAAUCUCCAUGCCCACUCUCUCGGAGAUGUUCCAGAUGGAGAAGUCCAGCGUUCAUUCCAUCAUCAGUAAAAUGAUAAUCAACGAGGAGUUGAUGGCUUCUCUAGACGACCCGACCCAAACAGUGGUGAUGCAUCGCAGUGAACCCAGUCGCCUGCAGUCCCUGGCCUUACAGCUGGCCGACAAGGUCAACAACCUCGUGGAGUCCAACGAGAGAAUAUUCGAGAUGAAGCAAGGAAACUUCUUCCUGCGUGGUGGAAACCAAGGACAGUUCCGACAGAACUACAACCGACCCGGCCAAGAUUGGGGUCGACAGAGGCGUGACCGAGACAACGCGCAAAGGACUUACUAAUUUCAUUUGUUUAUUUUCUUAUCUCAUACAUAUUAUUAAUAAAAUAAUUUUGGGAUUUAAA